CUCCCACCUUUACUGUUCUGAUAGGUAAUAUGUAUGUGAAUUUAAUGGCUAUGAAUGUUAACUUGAACCUCAGUAGUUGGAUGUCAACGUUAUAUAUCGAUCAUCGAUCAGUGAUAAAUUGGGCGUAUAUCAAUAGUUGCAAGAGAUAAGAAUUAAAAUAUUGUCAUGGAAAAAGGUGUAACAAUGUCGCCACCACCACCACCACCACCACCUGGUUUUAUCCCACCACCACCACCAUCUCAUUUUGUCCCACCACCGUCAUAUGAGCAACCACAAUUAAAUCCCAUUAUCAUAACCACUUCAAAUUUUGGUCCUGAACAACAGCAUGUAAUAUGUCCUUCUUGUCAUGCAAAUGUGAUCACAAUGAUUGAAAGGGAAGCAAACAUGAAAACUCACCUCUUCGCAUUAGGACUAUUUCUUUUAGGAUGCUGGUGUUGUAUUCCUUGCCCUUACUGCAUGGAUAGUUGUUUGGUAACGAAACAUUAUUGUCCUUCUUGUAGAUCGUAUUUAGGACAAAGUAAUAAUUAAUUCUACGGUAACAUUAUUAAAACCAUUUCCUUAUAUAUAUAUAUGUAAUAUACUAUAUAUUAUUCUGACUUUUUAUAAGGCAUAAACAAUAUUUUGCACAUUUAUUCUAUACAAUUACUUUCUUUUUAAAGUGUUCAUAAUCUUGAAAAUAAUCUUGACCAAAAAACAUAGAUUUUUUACAUAAGAUUGUAGACACUUAUUCCAACUUAAGUUAAUUGGUUAACAUAAUUUAAUUUUAAUGAUUAAAAAUUUGAAGUUGUCGAUAUAAUUUAUAGAAAGAUAACCUUUAAAUCAAUUUUGUAAUUGCAUUAGUAUCUCGUUUUAUACUUCUUAGCACUCAAUUGUAAAUUUAAACACUAUUUUAAAUAUGACUGCUAAACAAG
Messenger RNA from Bombus pascuorum, 911 nucleotides. RefSeq names its product lipopolysaccharide-induced tumor necrosis factor-alpha factor-like. NCBI's taxonomy places the organism in Eukaryota, Metazoa, Arthropoda, Insecta, Hymenoptera, Apidae. Gene Ontology annotation, molecular function: zinc ion binding. Bases 166 to 528 code for a protein of 120 amino acids. The transcript has 5 exons. The record is from RefSeq and is a predicted model, not a curated record.